Messenger RNA from Dovyalis caffra, 327 nucleotides. The record is from the annotation of a GenBank genome assembly. Lineage: Eukaryota; Viridiplantae; Streptophyta; Magnoliopsida; Malpighiales; Salicaceae.
AUGUCAAAGAAUGUUGUAGCUCAAUCUCCUCUCCAGAGAAAUAGCUUAGCUUCACUUGACCAAAAGCUGGCCAUGGCAAAGCGCUGCUCUCAUGAAGGAGUAGUUGCAGGAGCUAAAGCAGCUGUUCUUGCUACCAUUGCCACUGCCAUUCCAACUAUGGCUAGUGCAAGGAUGUUGCCAUGGGCAAGAGCCAAUCUGAAUCACACAGCUCAAGCUCUCAUAAUUUCAACUGUUGCUGGAGCUGCAUAUUUUAUAGUUGCUGACAAGACUAUUCUUGCCACUGCAAGAAAGAACUCCUUCAAGACUCCCUCUAACAUGAAGGCAUGA